AUCACCUUCCCCACCAUCCUUUUUCUUCAGACCUGCAAUAACAAAGCAAAUAACAACAAUCGCCGGGGAAACCCCAUUCGCCUUUAAUUAAACGCAGGUCUCUUUCAUUUCCUUUACGUUUAAUAAUCCCUUCAUAGCACCAUGGACAUGAAGAAGAUCUCCACCGCCAUCAUUGUUGCCGCUGCCUCAAUGAGCGCCGUCAUGGCCGCCAGUGCACCAGCUACUUCACCUUCCGCCGGUGGUACUGGGCCUGGGCCUAUCUCCUCUCCUGAAUCUGGUCCAGCACCUGGACCAGACUCCAGCGUCGCUGCUGCUACCUUGCCUGUUCUUGGAUCAUUGGUCGGGGCUUCCAUUGUUUCUUUGUUUUCUUACAUUCUCCACUAAGCUGAUAAAUGGAUGAAGAAAUGCAUAACCGGAGGUUAAAGAUGAAGAACAUGGAGCUUUAUAUUUAUACUGUAAACUGAUUACUAUAUAUAUAUAUAUAUAUAAGUUAUAUUUAUAUAUGUAAUCACUUUGGGGCUCAAUUGAGAUAUGAAUAUGGGGACCUUUUCAAUUUCUUGUUAAAAUUUUGCUUGAGAAAUUGUUUUUAUAUAUUUUUGAGUUUUUUAAAAUAUUCGAUAUUAAUUAAAUCAAUGAAAUUUAAGUAAUAAUAUUGUUUUUAAA
Gossypium arboreum is the source of this 663-nucleotide messenger RNA. RefSeq names its product arabinogalactan protein 23-like. The transcript has a single exon. Lineage: Eukaryota; Viridiplantae; Streptophyta; Magnoliopsida; Malvales; Malvaceae. The record is from RefSeq and is a predicted model, not a curated record. The coding region runs from base 142 to 384 and encodes 80 amino acids.